UUUAAAAAUGACUGGUUGUUGCAUAUCGGGAUGCAGAAAUAGAAGCGGAAAUGGCUUCUAUAUGAAAUGUUUUCCAAUAAGUAAAAAACAAAAAAUUAUAUGGUUGAAACAAAUUGGAAAAGAAAACUGGAAACCGAAACAAUAUUCAACAAUUUGUGAGGUUCAUUUUACUAAAGAAAUGUGGGAAAAACCGCGACAGGAUGGUUCUAGGAAAUUAAAAGCACAAGCAGUGCCAACAAGUUUUCCUCAUACAAAAAUAAAGAACCAAUCAAAAAUUGGACCACAUUGGCCAGACUAUUACUAUAGGGACUCUAGGCUCGGCUAA
This is a messenger RNA of Harpegnathos saltator (Jerdon's jumping ant), 325 nucleotides long. Its product is annotated as THAP domain-containing protein 4-like. NCBI's taxonomy places the organism in Eukaryota, Metazoa, Arthropoda, Insecta, Hymenoptera, Formicidae. The coding region runs from base 8 to 325 and encodes 105 amino acids. The transcript has 3 exons. The record is from RefSeq and is a predicted model, not a curated record.